Messenger RNA from Uncinocarpus reesii 1704, 396 nucleotides. RefSeq names its product 40S ribosomal protein S19-A. The transcript has 2 exons. Bases 1 to 396 code for a protein of 131 amino acids. The record is from RefSeq and is a predicted model, not a curated record. Gene Ontology annotation, molecular function: structural constituent of ribosome; RNA binding. Gene Ontology annotation, biological process: ribosomal small subunit assembly; translation. NCBI's taxonomy places the organism in Eukaryota, Fungi, Ascomycota, Eurotiomycetes, Onygenales, Onygenaceae. Gene Ontology annotation, cellular component: ribosome; cytosolic small ribosomal subunit.
AUGUGGUGCCAGAAUGAUGCUGAUAUCCGGUUCCAUUUAGGCGCAAAAGUUCAUCAAUGCGUACUCCGCUUUCUUGAAGAGACAAGGAAAGCUCCCAAUUCCAGGUUCUAUGUCCGCGCUGCUUCAGUUGCCCGUCACAUUUACCUCCGCAAGACUGUUGGUGUUGGCCGUCUACGAAAGGUCCACGGUGGCACCAAGAACCGUGGCUCCGCUCCAUCCCACCACGUCAACGCCAGCGGUGCCGUUGACCGAAAGAUCGUCCAAUCCCUCGAGAAGAUCGGCGUUGUUGAAGUUGACGAGGAGAAGGGUGGCCGCAGAAUUACGCAAAGCGGACAGAGAGAUUUGGACCGUAUCGCCAGAACAACCCUCGAGGAGGAGGAAGAAGAUGACGAGUAA